This is a messenger RNA of Striga asiatica, 306 nucleotides long. Lineage: Eukaryota; Viridiplantae; Streptophyta; Magnoliopsida; Lamiales; Orobanchaceae. The record is from the annotation of a GenBank genome assembly.
AUGCUUGAUAGCACUGCCAGAAGGUGGAACAUUGAGCUUCUAAAGGAGACAUUCAGUGAGCAAGAGAUUGAAGCCACCUUAGCUAUCAAGAGCAUUGAACCUAUAGAAAAAGACAGGCUCUAUUGGGACUGGAACACCAAAGGGGACUUUACAGUGGCUUCGACAUACCUUAAACUCAUUCAUCCAAAAUGGAGCCACAUGGAUAACCCUGAGAGUAGCUGGGAGCACCUAACUGCUAAGAGAGUGAGGAAAAGAAGUUGCGGUUUGACAGUUAAAGUCUUUGGAGUUUACGAAAAAAAUGGUUAA